AUGGAAAGAUCCUGCAAGGAAACUCCGGUUCCUCGACCUAGAACCAAAGGCAUCGGUGGACGUCUUGGUCAGGGAAGAAAAGGUUCCCAGGAAUCAGUAUGUUCAAAUUCCUUAUAUGUUUAUACACAUCGCCGCCGAGCGUCUGAGCCUUCCAUCAAAAAUGAUGUUUUGGUCGAAUCUCAGUCCCGAAAAGUCUUAAACACGCCACCUCCAUGUCAACAUCACCCAAAUCACAAGUAUGAUCAGUAUUGCUUUCAUUGUGAAGUACCAGUUUGUUUCGAAUGCGUUACCUCUGGUGAGCAUGACGGACACGACGUUCAAAACGUCUCAAUUAUGUACGAUUCCUUGCGGGAACUUAUCACAAAAGAUACACAAGAACUUGAAAAUUUCAUUUCGCCAUUUUAUGACACAGUAAUGUCGGACAUUGAAGUGACGCAUAAAGUCGUAGCAAACAAACAUCACGACAGGAAGAAAACAAUAUUGGAACUAAGGAAAGAUCUAAGGAAGAUGGUUGAUGAUAUUACAGAAAGACUUUUUAAAGAAGAGGAGAAGAUGGAAGCAGAUGACAUAAGCAGUCUUCAAUCGCUGGAAAAGAAAUUCCUUAAAAUGCGAAAUCGAGUUCGACUGACAAUAGAAGAGAAUCAUAAAAUCAUGAACGAUGCAAAUUUUCCUAGACUUAUAAAUCAUCUCUUCCGUUACACAUCCAAAAAUCAAUUUUUUCGAGAUGUACCUGAACGAUUUGAAAUGGUAGUCUCCGAUUUCAAUCCAUCUACACCUAACGAAAACGAUCUGUCAGAAAAGAUCGGAAAACUGGGUCCCACCAUAACCAGGCCAAUCCAGAGACAGAGAUUGCCAGCUUUAAGAAAAGUAGCUGACAAAAACCCUAAAACGAUGGGCUCAACUCAUUGUGUUCUUGAUCGUGUUAAAACAGGAUUCGUUCGAACUGCAAGAGUUUCUUCCUCUCCUCAAACAGAUGAGUUUUAUGUGUGUGGAGACAACAAAGUGAUUAAGCAUUUUCGUAAAAAAGAGUUAUUGGAAGAAAUUUCCACUUUGUGUCAGAAUGAGCCUUUUGAUCUGACGGUCAACAAAGAUGGACACCUUGUUUACAGUGACUACGACGACGGGAGUGUAAACAUAGUGAAGAAUGGAAAGACAGAGCGCCUACUCAAGUUACUGGAAUGGAGACCACAAGCCUUGUGCUGCACUUCUGCAAAUGAGUUGCUUGUCACUAUGAGAAUGGAAGAUCGUUCGCAGAGUAAGAUAGUCCGUUAUUCAUGUUAUUCAGAGUGUAAAGUAAUGCAAGAAAUCCAGUAUAACGAAAGUCGAACACCCUUGUAUUCAAAUCCAGCCUUCAUAGAAGAAAACAAAAACCUGGAUAUUAUUGUCAGUGAUUGGAGUACAAGAGCUAUAGUUGUGGUGACAAAAAUGGGGAAGUUCCACUUUUCCUACACUGGGAACUUGCAGGCUAACAGAUACCGAACAUUUAACCCGUACGGUGUGGCAACAGACAAUUCAUGUCAUAUUCUGAUAGCGGACUUUGACAAUAAUGUAGUGCACAUCAUUGAUAAGAGUGGACAUUUUCUUCUUUACUUAGACAGUUGUCAUUUGUACUAUCCAUGGGACCUCAGUGUGGACAGUAAUGAUAUUCUGUAUGUUGCUGAGUGCUAUUCUAACGACGUGAAAAGAAUCAAAUAUCUAAAAUAAUUAUUUGUAAAUUUA
This is a messenger RNA of Saccostrea echinata, 1719 nucleotides long. RefSeq lists its product as uncharacterized. Lineage: Eukaryota; Metazoa; Mollusca; Bivalvia; Ostreida; Ostreidae. Gene Ontology annotation, molecular function: zinc ion binding; protein binding; translation repressor activity. The coding region runs from base 1 to 1704 and encodes 567 amino acids. Gene Ontology annotation, biological process: protein polyubiquitination; proteasome-mediated ubiquitin-dependent protein catabolic process; negative regulation of translation. The record is from RefSeq and is a predicted model, not a curated record. The transcript has a single exon.